AUAAGAAAAGAAAAACGUUGUGUAGCUAGUAGCCAUAGGAAGAAAAAAUUUGUGAUUUUUUCUCUUACAUUUUCCUCUGUAUGCGGAAAUUAAAUUGGAAGCAUUCUUUUUAUAAUAACUAAAUUGCUACGAGAUUAGAAAAAAUUUUUUUUUAAUUUAUUACGAAAAAGCGACUGAUGGAGAUUAUCGUGACAUUAAGAAAAGCAAUAGUGAAGCACAAGAAAGUAGAUACUUGGCACGCCGUUGUCUACUUUAUUGGCUGCUUUCGCUUCUUUGGUUUGUCAAGGCUGCUGUCACAGCGAAUAAAGCAAAGGGAGUACACUUUAAAAAUAAUUUAUAGUAAGGAGCACAAUGUCAUAUCCACCCAGACCUCCAAUGCCGCCUUAUAUAAAUCCUUCAAUACCGCCACCACACAUGUUGGGACCUAUGGCCAAUCCACCGCCGGUGCCGAGGGGAUUUAGGAAUUCAGCUACCAUAAGUUCUCAGCCAACGGUAUAUCAAAGGCCCCCGGAUCCUGCACCACAAUUCAAGGGUCCCAUAAUUACAGUCUUCGUGGGAAAUAUUAGUGAAAGAGUACCAGAAGCUUUAAUAAAACGUAUUUUAGCUACAUGUGGUCCAGUGGUGAACUGGAAACGUGUUUCCACUUUUGGCUUUUGUGAAUACGACGGACCCAUGGCUGGCAUGCGUGCCGUACGUUUGCUUAGCGAAAUUGAAAUGGAUGGUAAAAAAUUGUUGGCUAAGGUUGAUGCUAAAAAUAAAUUGCUCUUAGAUAAUUUCAAAGAGGAGGAACGCAAAAAUGGAGCCCCCGAGGUAGUAGAUGAAAAAAGUGAUGAUGAAGCUGCUUUGUCCUUAAUGCACCAAAUCAUUGAGGAGCAUAAGCAUGAAAUGGAAGAAUUUGAUCCUAAUGUUCGGAAUGAUAUGUAUGGCGGAAUACGUGGUGGAAAGAUUAAGGGUGUUAGACCAGACGAAAUUAAAGUUCCCAAAGUUUUGCAUGAGACGAAUCUUGAAGAAGAGAAACGUAAUCUUAUUAGUACUGAAAUUGGCAAAUUUAGGAAAAAAGCUGAAGCAGAUGAGCAUCGUAAGGAAAAGGAGAAAGAAAGGGAAAAGGAACGCGAAAGGGAGCACAAAGAUAGCAAGGGUAGGGAACGCAAAAAGCAGCGUGGUAGUGACGGUGAACAAGGCUGGGAUGUUGACGAUCCAGACGCCGCGGAAGCUAACACUAAUGGCUCGACACGCAAAGUUCAAAUAGUUUCACCGACAGUAUCGCCAGUACGUAAAGAAAAGGAACGUGAUACUUCUAAGGAAUCCCGACGUCGGCGUUCCCGAUCGCGCUCCAAAACCCGAGAUCGUGAACGUGAGUAUCGUGAGCGCGAAAGAGAACGGGAACGUGAACGGGAAAUGCGGGAGAAGGAACGCGAACGUGAACGGGAACGAGAAAGAGAACGUGAACGUGAGCGAGAAAGGGAAAGAGAACGUGAACGAGAGCGCGAACGUGAGCAGAGAGAACGCGAACGUGAUAGGGAACGUGAGAGAGAGCGUGAGGAAAAAAUUGUGCGUAAUCUUAAAGAUGUGCAACGUGAAAAAGAACUUGAGGAAGAACUGCGAGAACGCAAGAAGGCUGAAAAGAAAGCACGCGAAAAAGAGGAUGCCUAUCAAGAGCGUCUUUUAAAUUGGGAGGCAAGAGAAAAGCGAAAAACCAAGGAAUAUGAAAAGAUACGUGUCAAAGAGAAAUUAAAGCAAGAAGAGCGCGAAAAAGAAGCUAAACGUUUAAAAGAGUUCCUGGAAGACUACGAUGAUGAACGCGACGACGUCAAAUAUUACAAGGGCCGUGAACUACAACGGCGUUUAGGUGAACGCGUGCGCGAGGCCGAUCUCGAUGCCAAGGACCGCAAUAAAGAACAAGAGGAAUUGGAGGAAUUGAAAAAUAAAAUUUUUAGCGGUGAGUUUGAGAAUCCUACUCAGGAGUAUGAGAGGGCCAAAAAAGAGCACGAAAAACUGUACAAACCUCAAAUAAUCAUCGAUGUUAACAUGGAAAAUAUUCAACGGAAGGAACGUGAGCAGGAGCGUAAUCGUGAUAAAGUACAGGCUAAUGCUAGUAAACACCAUAACUCAGAGGAACUCUACGAUGAUGGCGGUGGUGGCGUUUGCGGCAAUGAUACGGGUGUCGGCUUAAGAUCCAUUAAUAAGGCUCACUCAAUUGAAUCGAUAUCGAAUGAGGAUGACGAUGCUUCAAGACAUGACACCAUAUCGAACGCAAGCAGUCGUUACAGUCGGCAGGGUUCGGAAUCCAGAGAUUAUAUGACUGCUCGCGAUGUUGAAUCUAUGUCACCGGCUACACCUCAAGGUUUCACUACAUCCCAUGCACAAAACGAAGCAGUUUCAACACCCCCGAUUACUGGAACUACCGUAAUCAGUUUAAAUUUGGGAGCCAAUGCUAAGAAGAAACGAAUCGAAUCCACUGCUGGCGUGUUUAAUAAUGACGAAGAUAACGAUGACGUGUCCAGUCCAAAAAAACGUAAACUAGUACCAUUAGAUUACGACGACAACCAUGGGUUAAAAAUUACUUCCCAUGCAAACUCCUCUGCAGUACAUGCCAAUGAGCGUCAUGACGUUCCUUCUGUUGGAACUAGCGGGUCCACAGCGAUCGUAGUGUCCGGUUCUAAGGGAGUUGGAGCUGGCAGUGCUACAGCCAUUACAACCCCAUCGAAUUCCGCAACACCGAUAACGAGCAACAAAACAAAACACAAUAAAAACGAUAGCUCUGCUGCAGCUGCCAAUAGCACUACAGUAGAUGCUGCAAACAAUAAUAAAAAGGAUGAUAGUAGUGGUACACGUGUGCAUGAUGAAAAACGCCGCCACAUAAAAAGCAUUAUUGACAGGAUACCAACUCAGAAGGAAGAUCUCUUUAACUAUAAACUUGAUCGCAACGAAAUCGAUAAUAAUUUAAUGGAAAGAAAGAUACGACCGUGGAUUAACAAAAAGAUUAUAGAGUACAUAGGUGAACCUGAACCGACACUUGUCGAUUUUAUCUGCUCCAAAGUAUUGGCUGGUAGUUCGCCGCAAAGCAUUUUAGACGAUGUUCAAAUGGUUCUUGACGAAGAGGCCGAAGUGUUUGUUGUGAAAAUGUGGCGUUUACUCAUCUAUGAAGUGGAUGCUAAAAAGAUUGGUUUAGGUAAAUAAUAAUGAUAAUAAUUCUUAUAUUAUUAUUAUGAACAUGGCAAGAACAA
Molecule: messenger RNA, 3227 nt
Organism: Glossina fuscipes
Lineage: Eukaryota; Metazoa; Arthropoda; Insecta; Diptera; Glossinidae
Product: RNA-binding protein 25
Exons: 10
Coding region: 352-3180 (942 amino acids)
Biological process (GO): regulation of alternative mRNA splicing, via spliceosome; mRNA processing
Cellular component (GO): spliceosomal complex
Molecular function (GO): mRNA binding
Source: RefSeq, a predicted model, not a curated record